This is a messenger RNA of Trichogramma pretiosum, 2042 nucleotides long. RefSeq names its product zinc finger protein 708-like. Bases 131 to 1927 code for a protein of 598 amino acids. Gene Ontology annotation, biological process: regulation of transcription by RNA polymerase II; central nervous system development. Gene Ontology annotation, cellular component: nucleus. Lineage: Eukaryota; Metazoa; Arthropoda; Insecta; Hymenoptera; Trichogrammatidae. The transcript is spliced from 3 exons. Gene Ontology annotation, molecular function: RNA polymerase II cis-regulatory region sequence-specific DNA binding; zinc ion binding; DNA-binding transcription factor activity, RNA polymerase II-specific. The record is from RefSeq and is a predicted model, not a curated record.
GCUAGUGUUUACAAAUAAUAUCUGUGAAAGCGAAUAUAUGGUAUAGUGUUGGCUAUUCGAGGCGUAUAACCUCGAAUAUUUUCUCAACAAAAUUUGUGAAAAUUCACAGUGAUUUCAUAUAAAACAAGUGAUGGAAAGUAAAGAGGGCAUAAUUAGGGUAAAACAAGAACCUAACGUUACUUGGACGGAAGCCGACGAUGAUUUUAAUUUUUAUUCGAGGAACUCUUGUAAAGUCAAAACCUUUAAAACAUUUGAAUCAUCGGCAAAUCACACGAGAGAGGUUAAGGAAUUACAAGAAAAGUUGGACCAAAAAAUAUUCGUAGAAUUUGAAUGCAAAGAUGUUAAAUCUGAACCGAAAUCUUUUUCGAAAAAAAUCUGCAAAAUUGAAGAUCCAAGUAAUCCACCAGUUGUGAAAAUAGAAAACAAAAACCAAACAAAUUAUUUGAAUGAAAUAUUCAUUGAUUUCGAGUGCAAAGAUGUUAAGCCUGAAUCGAAGUCUUUAUUAACAACCAACUGCAAAACUGAGUAUCAAAGUUAUUCAACAAUUGUGAAAAUCGAAAACCAACUGCAGACCAAUUAUUUGAACGAUAAAAAUCCGUUGGCAAAACAAGAAUUCAAUCAUGAUGAUAGUUGCGAUAUACCACUCAAUUUUAGAUUAAAAUGUAGUAAAUCUAGGAUGAGAAAAUCAUUUAAAAAGACAUCUCAUACCAAAUUAUCUUAUGAGUGUAAAAUGUGUCGAAAAACUUUCAAACUCAAAGGGAAUCUAAAAAGACAUAUUAACACGGCACACAAGAGCAUCAGACCAUAUAAAUGUGAAAUUUGUCGUAAAUCAUUUAUAUUCCAAAGUCAGCUAAAACUUCAUGUUAACGCAGCACAUAUCAAACCCUUUAAGUGUGAGAUAUGUAAUGAGGCAUUUAGAGACCAGUUUAACCUCAAAAGGCACAUUAUGUCGGUACAUAAACAGGAGCAACCCUUCGAAUGUGACAUUUGUCAAAAAUCAUUUAGACGAAAAAGUCAUCUCAAAGACCAUAUAAUGGUAGUACAUAACCGUAUUAAAGCCUUCGAAUGUGAAAUUUGUCAAAAAUCUUUUGGAUACAGAUAUGCCCUCAAAUUUCACAUAAAUGGAAUACAUGAACGUAGCAAACCCUUCGAAUGUGACAUUUGUCAAAAAUCAUUUGGAUACCCGAGUGAUCUCAAGAAACACAUAAAUGGAGUACAUAAACGUAUCAAACCUUUCGAAUGCGAAAUUUGUCACAAAUCAUUUGGACAAAAGGAAAACCUUAAAAGACACAUAAGUGUAGUACAUGAUCGUAGUAAACCCUUUGAGUGUGGAAUUUGUCAUAAAUCAUUUGGAUACCAGCAUAAUCUCAAUAAGCACAUAAACACAGUACAUGAUCGUAGUAAAUCCUACGAGUGUGAGGUUUGUCACAAAUCGUUUGGACAAAAAAGUACCCUCAAAGUUCAUAUCAAUGUAGUACAUAAUCAUAGUAAACCUUUCGAGUGUGAGGUUUGUCACAAAUCAUUUGCAUACCAGUAUAUAUUAAAAGGUCACAUAAAUACAGUACAUAAUCGCAAAAAACCCUUCGCAUGUGACACUUGUCAAAAAUCAUUUGAACGAAAAAGUUACGUCUCAGCUCACAUAAGUACAGUUCAUGAUUGUAGUAAACCCUUUGAGUGUGAGAUUUGUCACAAAUCGUUUGGAUACCCGAGUAAUCUCAAGAGACACAUAAACAUAGUACAUGAUCGUAGUAAAUCCUACGAAUGUAAUAUUUGUCACAAAUCAUUUGGACAAAAAAGUACCCUCAAAGUUCAUAUCAAUGCAAUACAUAAUCGUAGCAAACCUUUCGGGUGUGAGGUUUGUCACAAAUCAUUUGCAUACCAGCAUAUAUUAAAAGGUCACAUAAAUACAGUACAUAAUCGUAACUAAUCCUUAGAGUGUGAGAUUUGUGACAAAUCAUUUCGAUACAUGAGUAACCUCAAAACUCACCUAAGUACAAUUCAUGAUUGUAGUAAGCCCUACGAGUGUGAGAUUAGUCAGAAAU